Bombina bombina (fire-bellied toad) is the source of this 14415-nucleotide messenger RNA. RefSeq lists its product as uncharacterized. The transcript is spliced from 106 exons. Gene Ontology annotation, cellular component: extracellular matrix. The record is from RefSeq and is a predicted model, not a curated record. Gene Ontology annotation, molecular function: alpha-L-arabinofuranosidase activity. Gene Ontology annotation, biological process: L-arabinose metabolic process. Bases 118 to 13446 code for a protein of 4442 amino acids. Lineage: Eukaryota; Metazoa; Chordata; Amphibia; Anura; Bombinatoridae.
GAGAACAGAGCCCCCAGACUUCACCAAGAGUUGGCUGCUGGAGUUAAGCCUUGGUGACAGUUAUGCUUACACAAUCAUAACAUCCUAACAAGUGUACCAAGUCUUCUAGCUGGCACCAUGGGUGUCCAACCUCUUCUCACUCUUACGGCUGUUUGCCUCUUCCUCAGUGUAUCUGGUGAACAGAAAGCGGACUGCAUUUACAAAGGAAAAAUCUACAAAGAUGGAGAAAUGGUUACAAAAAACUGUCAAAUAUGUGAAUGUGACAAUGGUGAAAUCAAAGAUUGUUCAUUUAAUAUAGCAUGUACUGUGGCUCCAGAACAUGUGACUGAUACACACAUUAAUUAUGAUGAUGACCCACAUGUUUUUGGAAGCAGUGAUACAAUAUCAAAUGCACAUAUCCUUAAGAAGCGUUCCAUACGUAUGGAAAAUGUCAUGAAAGUACCUGCAAAGGAUAAUAACAAAGUUUCUCACGAGGUUGAUGUUAAAGGUGGUCUAGGAUUAGGAAAUGCUAAUCUAAACCUUGGAGGUGGUCUAGGACUUGGAAACGCCAAUGUAAAUCUGGAAGGCGGUCUAGGACUGGGAAAAGCUAAACUAGAUCUUGGGGGAGCACUUGGUCAUCACAAUGCACAUGCGGAAGUCAGCAGCGGCGAAGAGAGAAAGUUGAUUAACAUUGAUGGAGGAGUUUCUGUUAAUGGGAAUGAGAAACACAAGUUUGAUGUUAACGGUGGUCUCGGAUUAGGAAAUGCUAAUCUAAACCUUGGAGGUGGUCUAGGACUUGGAAACGCCAAUGUAAAUCUGGAAGGCGGUCUAGGACUGGGAAAAGCUAAACUAGAUCUUGGGGGAGCACUUGGUCAUCACAAUGCACAUGCGGAAGUCAGCAGCGGCGAAGAGAGAAAGUUGAUUAACAUUGAUGGAGGAGUUUCUGUUAAUGGAAAUGAGAAACAUAAGGUUGAUGUUAACGGUGGUCUCGGAUUAGGAAAUGCUAAUCUAAACCUUGGAGGUGGUCUAGGACUUGGAAACGCCAAUGUAAAUCUGGAAGGCGGUCUAGGACUGGGAAAAGCUAAACUAGAUCUUGGGGGAGCACUUGGUCAUCACAAUGCACAUGCGGAAGUCAGCAGCGGCGAAGAGAGAAAGUUGAUUAACAUUGAUGGAGGAGUUUCUGUUAAUGGGAAUGAGAAACACGAGGUUGAUGUUAAAGGUGGUCUCGGAUUAGGAAAUGCUAAUCUAAACCUUGGAGGUGGUCUAGGACUUGGAAACGCCAAUGUAAAUCUGGAAGGCGGUCUAGGACUGGGAAAAGCUAAACUAGAUCUUAGGGGAGCACUUGGUCAUCACAAUGCACAUGCGGAAGUCAGCAGCGGCGAAGAGAGAAAGUUGAUUAACAUUGAUGGAGGAGUUUCUGUUAAUGGAAAUGAGAAACACGAGGUUGAUGUUAACGGUGGUCUCGGAUUAGGAAAUGCUAAUCUGAACCUUGGAGGUGGUCUAGGACUUGGAAACGCCAAUGUAAAUCUGGAAGGCGGUCUAGGACUGGGAAAAGCUAAACUAGAUCUUAGGGGAGCACUUGGUCAUCACAAUGCACAUGCGGAAGUCAGCAGCGGCGAAGAGAGAAAGUUGAUUAACAUUGAUGGAGGAGUUUCUGUUAAUGGGAAUGAGAAACACAAGGUUGAUGUUAACGGUGGUCUCGGAUUAGGAAAUGCUAAUCUAAACCUUGGAGGUGGUCUAGGACUUGGAAACGCCAAUGUAAAUCUGGAAGGCGGUCUAGGACUGGGAAAAGCAAAACUAGAUCUUAGGGGAGCACUUGGUCAUCACAAUGCACAUGCGGAAGUCAGCAGCAGCGAUGAGAGAAAGUUGAUUAACAUUGAUGGAGGAGUUUCUGUUAAUGGGAAUGAGAAACACUUGAUUGAUGUUAAAGGCGGUCUAGGAUUAGAAAAUGGAAAUCUGAAUCUCGGAGGUGGUCUAGGAUUAGGAAAUGCCAAUGUAAAUCUAGGAGGAAAUCUAGGACUGGGAAACUCCAAUCUACACGUGAAAGGUGGAAUUGGUCAUGAGAAUUUGCAAGGUGCUAUCAGCAGCAGUGGUGAAGACCAAAAAAUUAUUAACAUUGAUGGAGGAUCUUCAGUGAAUAAGGAAAUUGUGGAAGCCAUUGAGAAACAUUUGAUUGAUGUGAAAGGUGGCCUAGGAGUAGGAAAUGCCAAUGUAAACCUAGGAGGUAUAUUAGGUCAUCAGAAAGGACAACAUGUUGCUAGCAGCCAUGAGGAACGAAAGGUGAUCAUCAAUGGAAAUAUGCAGAGUGGCCAUAAGGAAUCAUCUGAGGAGGAUAAAAAUGACUCAGGAGAAGGCACAAAGCGUGUGAUUGAUGUGAAAGGUGGCUUAGGAUUAGGAAAUGUCAAUUUAAAUCUAGGAGGUAUAUUGGGUCAUCAGAACGGACACCGAGUUGUUAGCAGCCAUGAGGAGAAAAAUGUAAUCAUCAAUGGGAAGAUGCGGGGUGAACAUAAAGAUUCAUCUGAGGAGGAUAAAAUUGACACAGGAGAAGAUGAGAUUGACAUUAAUGGUGGUCUAGGAUUAGGAAACUCCAAUCUAAACCAUGGAGGUGGUCUAGGACUGAGAAAAGCCAAACUAAAUCUUAGAGGAGGACUUGGUCAUCACAAUGUACAGGCUGAUGUCAGCAGCAGCGAAGAGAGAAAAUUGAUUAACAUUGAUGGAGGAGUUUCUCUUAAUGGGAAUGCAGAGGCCAAUGAGAAACACUUGAUUGAUGUUAAAGGCAGUCUAGGAUUAGGAAAUGCCAAUGUAAAUCUAGGAGGAGAUCUAGGACUGGGACACUCCAAUCUACAUGUGAAAGGUGGAAUUGGUCAUCAGAAUUGGCAAGGUGCUGUCAGCAGCAAUGGUGAAGACCAAAAAUUGAUUAACAUUGAUGGAGGAGCUUCAUUCAAUAAGGGAAUUGUGGAAGCCAUUGAGAAACAUUUGAUUGAUGUGAAAGGUGGCCUAGGAGUAGGACAUGCCAGUGCAAACCUAGGAGGUAUAUUAGGUCAUCAGAAAGGACAACAUGAUGUUAGCAGCCAUAAGGAAAAAAAGGUGAUCAUCAAUGGAAAUAUAAGGAGUGGCCAUAAGGAAUCAUCUGAGGAGGAUAAAAAUGAAUCAGGAGAAGGCAGAAACGGUAUAAUUGAUGUAAAAGGUGGCCUAGGAUUAGGAAAUGUGAAUUUAAAUCUAGGAGGUAUAUUGGGUCAUCAGGACGGACAUCGAGUUGUUAGCAGCCAUGAGGAGAAAAAUGUGAUCAUCAAUGGGAAGGUGCGGGCUGAACAUAAAGAAUCAUCUGAGGAGGAUAAAAAAGACUCAGGGGAAGAAGGAAAGAGUGUGAUUGAUGUGAAAGGUGGCCUAGGAUUAGGAAAUGUCAAUUUAAAUCUAGGAGGUAUAUUAGGUCAUCAGAAAGGACACCGAGUUGUUAGUAGCCAUGAGGAGAAAAAUGUGAUCAUCAAUGGGAAGGUGCGGGCUGAACAUAAAGAAUCAUCUGAGGAGGAUAAAAAAGACUCAGGGGAAGAAGGAAAGAGUGUGAUUGAUGUCAAAGGUGGCCUAGGAUUAGGAAAUGUCAAUUUAAAUCUAGGAGGUAUAUUGGGUCAUCAGAAAGGACACCGAGUUGUUAGUAGCCACGAGGAGAAAAAUGUGAUCAUCAAUGGGAAGGUGCGGGCUGAACAUAAAGAAUCAUCUGAGGAGGAUAAAAAAGACUCAGGGGAAGAAGGAAAGAGUGUGAUUGAUGUGAAAGGUGGCCUAGGAUUAGGAAAUGUCAAUUUAAAUCUAGGAGGUAUAUUGGGUCAUCAGAAAGGACACCGAGUUGUUAGUAGCCACGAGGAGAAAAAUGUGAUCAUCAAUGGGAAGGUGCGGGCUGAACAUAAAGAAUCAUCUGAGGAGGAUAAAAAAGACUCAGGGGAAGAAGGAAAGAGUGUGAUUGAUGUGAAAGGUGGCCUAGGAUUAGGAAAUGUCUAUUUAAAUCUAGGAGGUAUAUUGGGUCAUCAGAAAGGACACAGAGUUGUUAGUAGCCAUGAGGAGAAAAAUGUGAUCAUCAAUGGGAAGGUGCGGGCUGAACAUAAAGAAUCAUCUGAGGAGGAUAAAAAAGACUCAGGGGAAGAAGGAAAGAGUGUGAUUGAUGUGAAAGGUGGCCUAGGAUUAGGAAAUGUCAAUUUAAAUCUAGGAGGUAUAUUGGGUCAUCAGAAAGGACACCGAGUUGUUAGUAGCCACGAGGAGAAAAAUGUGAUCAUCAAUGGGAAGGUGCGGGCUGAACAUAAAGAAUCAUCUGAGGAGGAUAAAAAAGACUCAGGGGAAGAAGGAAAGAGUCUGAUUGAUGUGAAAGGUGGCCUAGGAUUAGGAAAUGUCGAUUUAAAUCUAGGAGGUAUAUUGGGUCAUCAGAAAGGACACCGAGUUGUUAGUAGCCAUGAGGAGAAAAAUGUGAUCAUCAAUGGGAAGGUGCGGGCUGAACAUAAAGAAUCAUCUGAGGAGGAUAAAAAAGACUCAGGGGAAGAAGGAAAGAGUGUGAUUGAUGUCAAAGGUGGCCUAGGAUUAGGAAAUGUCGAUUUAAAUAUAGGAGGUAUAUUGGGUCAUCAGAAAGGACACCGAGUUGUUAGUAGCCACGAGGAGAAAAAUGUGAUCAUCAAUGGGAAGGUGCGGGCUGAACAUAAAGAAUCAUCUGAGGAGGAUAAAAAAGACUCAGGGGAAGAAGGAAAGAGUGUGAUUGAUGUGAAAGGUGGCCUAGGAUUAGGAAAUGUCAAUUUAAAUCUAGGAGGUAUAUUGGGUCAUCAGAAAGGACACCGAGUUGUUAGUAGCCACGAGGAGAAAAAUGUGAUCAUCAAUGGGAAGGUGCGGGCUGAACAUAAAGAAUCAUCUGAGGAGGAUAAAAAAGACUCAGGGGAAGAAGGAAAGAGUGUGAUUGAUGUGAAAGGUGGCCUAGGAUUAGGAAAUGUUGAUUUAAAUCUAGGAGGUAUAUUGGGUCAUCAGAAAGGACACCGAGUUGUUAGUAGCCAUGAGGAGAAAAAUGUGAUCAUCAAUGGGAAGGUGCGGGCUGAACAUAAAGAAUCAUCUGAGGAGGAUAAAAAAGACUCAGGGGAAGAAGGAAAGAGUGUGAUUGACGUAAAAGGUGGCCUAGGACUAGGAAAUGUCAAUUUAAAUCUAGGAGGUAUAUUGGGUCAUCAGAACGGACACCGAGUUGUUAGCAGCCAUGAGGAGAAAAAUGUGAUCAUCAAUGGGAAGGUACGGGGUGAUCAUAAAGAAUCAUCUGAGGAAGAUAAAAAAGACUCAGGGGAAGGAGGAAACGGAGGUAUAUUGGGUCAUCAGAACGGACACCGAGUUGUUAGCAGCCAUGAGGAGAAAAAUGUGAUCAUCAAUGGGAAGGUGCGAGGUGAUCAUAAAGAAUCAUCUGGGGAAGAUAAAAAAGACUCAGGGGAAGGAGGAAUGGAACAUAUACACGACCAUAAAAAUGGACAGCAAGUGGUUAUCAGCCAUGAGAAAAAAAGUAAAAUAGUCAAGGGAAGAUUGCAGGGUGAUCUUAAGGAAUCCUCUGAGGAAGAUGAUGAUUCAAAUGAAGAAGGAAAUGGUAUUCAUGUAAAUGGCAAAUUUGAAGUCGGAAAAAUCAUUGGCCAUCAUAAAGCACAUGGUGACUUCGACAGCAGCAGCAGUGCAGAAAUUAAGGUUAUCAAAGGACAUUUGAACCAAGGUCACAAAAAUGAAGAAGAAUCAUCUGAGGAGAGAGAGGUUAAUACCAAGGAAAAUAUCAAGAUUUCCAAGGAAGAUGAGGACAACUCAAAAGCAGGUCUUCACAUGAAAGGUAACAUCAAACUGAAAAAUAUUAAAGGUGCAAUCAGCAGGAUCAAGUCAAAAAUAGUCAAAAUCAAUGGAAAAGUAAGGAAAGGACAGCAGAAAGAAUCAUCCGAGGAAGACACAUCUGAUUUAAAUGGAGAACAACAAGAAGAAGACUCGGAUAAAGAGAUUAGUGUGGAAAACAAAGAAACUAACAUUCCAGAAGUAGAAGAGGAGCCUAUUACCAAAAGUGUUUAUAUUCCUCUAGUACACCCUGAAGAAGAAACAGUUGUUGCACAAGAAUCAAGACAAGAAGAAUCGAGUAAUACAAAUACUGAAGAAUCAAAUGUAGAAAAUAACAUCAACACAAAUAUUGAUGAAGAAAACAGCCAAGUAAAUGAGGGUGCCAUUACUGAAGCUCCUGUUGAAGUAAAUGCUAAGCCUCUAAUAGGAGAAGAAGAGUCAGAAAAUACAAAGACUGUAGAAACAAAUGUGGAAAAUAACAGCAACACAAAUAUUGAUGAAGAAAACAGCCAAGUAAAUGAAGGCUCCAUUAUUGAAGCUCCUGUGGAAGUAGAUGCUAAGCCUCUAAUAGGGGAAGAAGAAGAAUCAAGUAAUACAAAUACUGAAGAAUCAAAUGUAGAAAAUAACAUCAACACAAAUACUGAUGAAGAAAAGAUCCAAGUAAAUGGAGGCACCAUUACUGAAGCGCCUGUGGAAGUAGAUGCUAAGCCUCUAAUAGGGGAAGAAGAGUCAGAAAAUACAAAGACUGUAGAGACAAAUGUAGAAAAUAACAGCAACACAAAUAUUGAUGAAGAAAACAGCCAAGUAAAUGAAGGCGCCAUUAUUGAAGCUCCUGUUGAAGUAGAUGCUAAGCCUCUAAUAGGGGAAGAAGAAGAAUCAAGUAAUACAAAUACUGAAGAAUCAAAUGUAGAAAAUAACAUCAACACAAAUACUGAUGAAGAAAAGAUCCAAGUAAAUGGAGGCACCAUUACUGAAGCGCCUGUGGAAGUAGAUGCUAAGCCUCUAAUAGGGGAAGAAGAGUCAGAAAAUACAAAGACUGUAGAGACAAAUGUAGAAAAUAACAGCAACACAAAUAUUGAUGAAGAAAACAGCCAAGUAAAUGAAGGCGCCAUUAUUGAAGCUCCUGUUGAAGUAGAUGCUAAGCCUCUAAUAGGGGAAGAAGAAGAAUCAAGUAAUACAAAUACUGAAGAAUCAAAUGUAGAAAAUAACAUCAACACAAAUACUGAUGAAGAAAAUAACCAAGUAAAUGAGGGCACGAUUACUGAAGCGCCUGUGGAAGUAGAUGCUAAGCCUUUAAUAGGGGAAGAAGAGUCAGAAAAUACAAAGACUGUAGAGACAAAUGUAGAAAAUAACAGCAACACAAAUAUUGAUGAAGAAAACAGCCAAGUAAAUGAAGGAGCCAUUAUUGAAGCUCCUGUGGAAGUAGAUGCUAAGCCUCUAAUAGUGGAAGAAAAAGAAUCAAGUAAUACAAAUACUGAAGAAUCAAAUGUAGAAAAUAACAUCAACACAAAUACUGAUGAAGAAAACAGCCAAGUAAAUGAGGGCACGAUUACUGAAGCGCCUGUGGAAGUAGAUGCUAAGCCUUUAAUAGGGGAAGAAGAGUCAGAAAAUACAAAGAAUGUAGAAACAAAUGGGGAAAAUAACAGCAACACAAAUAUUGAUGAAAAUAGCCAAAUCAAUGAGGCCCCCAUUACUGAAGCUCCUGUGGAAGUAGAUGCUGAACCUGCAAUAGCAGGACCUGUGGAAGCAUUAGGUUCAGAAAACCUGCCAGCGGAAGGAGAAUCUUGCAUCUUCAAUAAAGAUUCUGUAUUACACGGACAAUCUGUUCAGCUCACUUGUGUCACAUGCAACUGCAAUAAUGGAGCCCUGACAUGCAUAAAAGACCUUUCUUGUCAAGGUAUCUGCUCUGUGACUGGCCAUCAGAUGAUUCGUACUUUUGAUGGAAGCUUAUAUGAAAGUCCUGGAACCUGUAGUUAUAUGUUGGUGAAAACUUCAAUCUUCUCAAUUACCCUGAACAACAAACCAUGUGCUGAAAAUCCAGAUGCAACUUGCAUUGAUUCAGUGGACAUUUACAUCCCAUCCAAAGCAUCUAUAAAGCUCUUAUCAGAUGGAACUAUACUAUCAGCAGGGGUGAAAACUCUCCUUCCAUUUAAUAUUCAGGAAACCGUUACUGUGCUAAGGAGCUCUUCAGUCUUCCUGGAUGUUGUCAGUCUCUUCUUCACCCUACAGUACGACUUUAAGGCCAACAGAAUUUAUAUUAUCCUUGAUUCUAGUUUCAAAGAUCACACUGAUGGGUUGUGCGGAACCUACAAUGACAAUCGUAAUGAUGACUAUAGGAGCUCAAAUGAUAUGACUGAGACAGUUUCCGGUUUAUUCAGCAAAUCCUGGAAGGUUCAAGAACAGUGUUCUGAGCAUGACAAAAAGAGUUAUGACGAAAGUAAACUUGUAGUUUCAGAUCUAAGUUGCAGUGGUGCUUUUGGAGACUCCAUCUUUGAGGACUGCCGUAGUAUCAUUGACAUCCACAGCUAUAAAAGCUCUUGUAUUAACAGUGUUUAUUUUGGUGAUACCGCUGGAUUUUGCUCAUCAAUAGCAGACUAUGCCUAUCGUUGUGCUCGAGCAGGAAUAUUUGUGUCCAUAAGUUCUACUUUCACAGACUGUGCUCUUACUUGUGAGGGGGAUAUGGUUCUUAAUACAGAUGAUACGUUCACCCAACAAGACUGUGCAGAAUAUUCUUCUACACUCAACAAGGUUCCAGCAAUCAUUCCUUUGAAUGAAGCUUGUAUCUGCCCCCCCAACUUAUACUAUGAUGCUUCUUUAGAUAAGUGUGUUGAAGGAGACCAAUGUCCUUGUUAUAUAAAUAAUCAGGUUUACAAGAUCGGAGAAACAAUCAUCCAACAGAAUGGAGAAACUUGCCCAUGUGAGAGGAUUUUGCAAUGUGAUUCUAUUGAAGAGCCAGAAUUGCCAGAAGUGGAUGAAUGCUCAGAAGAUGAAGUGUUUUCAGAUUGUUUCACUGGAAAUGGAAAAGCUUGUGAGCCAUCCUGCCACAAUCUUGAAAUGAUCAGUGGGAUCUGCCCUGCUGACUGUAAACCAGGAUGUGUGUGCAAAUAUGGGUUUUUGAGGGAUAACAAUGGUAAAUGUGUGCCACUUAAUGAAUGUCCAUGUGUCCACGGAGACAACUUCUAUAACCCUGGAGAAACCCUGGCCAAAGAUUGCAACACAUGCACAUGUGAAAAUGGCAAAUUCGUGUGCACCACAAAUGCUUGCAAUGCUGUGUGUAACACCUAUGCUGGAUCUCAAUUCAUCCUUUUUGAUAAAGUCUGGAAGACCUUCCCAACAAGAGACUGUCCAAUCGUCCUAGUUGAGUCUCAGGAACAUGUAACGCCAAGUUUUAAAGUUAUAAUGGAGAAUGUUCACACUGCAGCCUUUGGAGGUGCUUUGGUUACUAAGAAAAUAACUAUCACUUUUGGAGGAACUACUGUAACACUCAGUGACUCAGAACCUAUUGUGAGUCAUAGCUUAGGAAUUCAUAAUGAAGUGAAGAUCUCCAACUCUGGAUUCUACGUGAUUGCUGAAUUUUCAGCAGGUCUUUCAGUAUACUAUGACCAGCACCUUGAUGUUAUUAUUCAGCUCCAGCCCCAGCUUCAGGGGAAAGUAGAGGGUAUGUGUGGUGAUGCGGAUGGAAAAACAACUAAUGAAAUGACCAUAAGCAACAUGGGCCAGUAUGCUGCACAGUUCCUAACUGCAGAGUGUCCGGCUCCAGAAACACCCAUUACUCCUUCAGAUCUUCAUAAACAAUACAUUGAUGUUCGCUGCAGCUUACUGAAGAGCGACGACUUUGCGGAAUGUCACAAUGAGGUUUCCGUGGAACCAUACUACACAGCUUGCAUUGAAGAGACAGCAAACUGCAAAGAGGGUGAAAGUUGCCUCUGCUUCUGUACAGCCCUUGCAGCUUAUGCCAGAGCCUGUUGCCGAAAGGGUAUCACGGUCGAAUGGAGAAACCCUGACACCUGCCCUUCACCCUGUGAAUAUUACAAUAGAGAAUCCGGUGAAGGACCUUACCGCUUAGUCAUGUUGAAUGGAAAGAUCCUAACAGCAGAUUAUGAUACCAGGACUGUUUCACUGGGAGAGAAGGAUAUUCCAGGGCUCCUGAAAGCAAGUUUUAUGGUCACUCGAAGUCUCUUUAAGGACCCACUAAAUGGCAGGAAGCUUAUCUCCCUGGAAUCUGCCCAACACCCUAAUUUCUUUAUUGUGCAAGAAGAUGAUGGCAUCCUCUACCUGAGAAAGUGGCAACCAAAUGUUGACUUCCGUAAACGGGCUACAUUUAUUGUAAGGAAAAAUCGUUGGGUCAAGGGUUUUGAUGCUCUUGAGUCUUUCACACUCCGUGGCAGCUACCUUUCCUUCAGCAACAACUUGAAUGCAGUACUAAUGUCCAAAGUCAAGUCAGGAAGUAUGCUGGAAAUGAGCUUUAAGCUUUCAGAGGAAGCAUUUGGGCUGCCAUCAUUCUCAGUCUGUACAUGGAAAUAUAGAGCUUGCAAUGACCCCUGUAUUCCAACAUGCCAAGAUCCCCUUGCUACCAAGUGCACUCUAAACCUCAAAAUAGAGGGUUGUUUCCCCAUCUGUGCUCCAGGAAUGGUUUUUGAUGAAAUCACUCAUCGUUGUGUUCAACAUGCAGAUUGUGUGACCAUAGAGGAGCUUCCAACCACAGCAAUACCUGCGCAGCCUACAACUAUUCCAAGUUUUGUCCCACCUACAAAGUCUGGAUGUGAAAAUGUUAAGUGUGAAACAAAGAUAUGCAGACCUAAUGAACACCAAGUUUUACUGCCAAAUCCAUCAGAUCCAUGUUGUCCUUUGUAUAAAUGUGAAACAAUUCCUACUACACCAUCUACUGUUACAGAGGAUAAAUGCAAGAACGUACACUGCCAAGAGCCCCCAAAAUGCCUCAAAAAAGGGGCAAUCCAUGAAGAAGUUACCUGGCCAGAUCCCUGCUGCUCUCAUUACACUUGCACGUGCAAAGAAUCCUGUGCCCCUCCACCUUCUUGCGAUGAUGGCAGACCGCCAGUUAGAUCGUAUGAUUCUGAAUAUCAGUGCUGCCCAGAAUACACAUGCGUUGCAGAGACCACCACUCAAGCAACUACAACAAUUAAAGAGGAACCCUGCAAGGACGUAGAUUGCCCAGUUAUAACAUGUGAAGAAAGAGGUUAUGUUGUGGUUGCAACCAUCGGUGAUGAUCCUUGUUGCCCAGAAUAUUUAUGUGUCCCUGAAACCUCUACAGUUCCUCCUCCCAUCGCCACAACUCAGUCUCCUUGUGACAAUUCUGUGUGCCACCCCAACAAGUGUGGUCCUGAAGAUAAAGUAAUAGUGAAGCCCGACCCUAAUGAUCUCUGCUGCCCAUUGUAUGAAUGUGAGUCACCACCGACCACUACAACUACACCAUCACCUACUACAGUGGAUAUAUGCAGGAACAUAGAAUGUGAGGUGCUGACAAGAUGUUACAAGGAAGGCGCUACUAGAGUGCAAGUUUCCUGGCCAGAUCCCUGCUGUCCCCAUUAUAUAUGUGAGUGCCAGGAUGCCUGCGCCCUACCACCUACUUGUUCUGAUGGCAGUCCGCCAAUUAGGUCGUUUGACCCUGAGUAUCAGUGCUGCGCAGAAUACACAUGCGUUGUGGAGACAACCACCGUACCAUCUGGAACACCUAAACAGGAACUUUGCAAGGAUGUAGAUUGCCCAGUUAUAACAUGUGACGAGAGAGGUUAUGUUGUGGUUGCAACCAUUGGCGAUGAUCCUUGCUGCCCGGAAUAUACAUGCGAACCUCAGUUCACCACAGUUCCUCCAAACAUCCUCAUUACUAAGUCUCCUUGUGACAAUUCUGUGUGCCGCCCCAACGAGUGUGGUCCUGAAGAUAAAGUAAUAGUGAAGCCCGACCCUAAUGAUCUCUGCUGCCCAUUGUAUGAAUGUGAGUCACCACCGACAACUACAACUAUACCAUCAACUACUACAGUGGAUAUAUGCAGGAACGUAGAAUGUGAGGUGCUGACAAGAUGUGACAAGCAAGGCGCUACUAGAGUACAAGUUUACUGGUCAGAUCCCUGCUGUCCCCAUUAUAUAUGUGAGUGCCAGGAUGCCUGUGCAGCACCACCAACUUGUUCUGAUGGCAGUCCGCCAAUUAGGUCAUUUGACCCUGAGUAUCAAUGCUGCGCAGAAUACACAUGCGUUUUGGAGACAACCACCGUACCAUCUAAUACACCAAAAGAGGAUCCCUGCAAGGUCGUUGAUUGCUCAGUUCUAACAUGUGAAGAAAGAGGUUAUGUUGUGGUUGCAACCAUUGGCGAUGAUCCUUGUUGCCCGGAAUAUACAUGCGUCCCUGAUGGUACCUUUACCACGGUACCUCCAGUUGUAUCCACUGAGUCUCCCUGUGAAAAUGUAAAAUGUACUUCAGAGAGAUCCUGCCUUCCCACUGAUACAGUUAUCGUGGCAACAAAUCCUGAAAAUCCUUGCUGCCCCUUGUACAUAUGUGAACCUCAGAUAACAACACCCAUUACUAUACCAAAGACAACAACUCCAACUACUCCUGUGGAUAUUUGCAAGGUCGUUGAUUGCCCAACGAUGACUUGCACACAGAAAGGUUCUUCCUUAGUGGGAGUGAAAGGACAAGAUCCUUGCUGUUUUGAGUAUAGUUGUGAAUGCAUAGAACCAUGUGGUCCACCAUUGAUUUGUAAGAGUGGAGCCAGACCAAUCAUAUCUAUUGAUAUAGAAAUGGAAUGCUGUCCAACUUAUAAAUGUCCUGAUGAAUCAAAGCUUCCAACGGUUCCUCCAAGCAUAACCACUCUACCGACACCCGAAAUCACAACUACACAGCCGACUUGCAAACAUGUGUUUUGUAUAAGAAACAAGUACUGUGCAGAUGGCGAAAUAACACUUGAAAGACCAAAUCCAUUGGAUCCUUGCUGCCCACUGUAUGAAUGUGUUGCCAUAUCAACACCUAAAUAUACUACACCUGGCACCCCAUCUAUUGUGACCUCAUCCAAGCCUGAUUGCAGCAGAGUGAUAUGUAACACCAAGAAAACAUGCAAACAAAAUGAGCGACUGGUUACAAAGUUGAACCCACUGAAUCCUUGCUGCCCAUUGUAUGAAUGUGAAUGUAAUUGCAAGACAGUACCAGCUUGCGGCAGUGACGAGAGACUGGUGGCCAUUCAUCAGAAGGACCAAUGCUGUCCCAAGUUGAAAUGUGAGAGGAAGAGAGACGAAUGCAAUCCAGUUCCUAAACUGGUCUCACUGUCUUCUGGGAAAUGCAGUGCCUCUGUGAUACUGUCAGUGUGCAGUGGAUACUGUCACUCUAGUACAGAAUACAGCAGCCUGUUGGAGCCUGUUUCUCAGUGCAGGUGCUGCUCUGUAACAACAACUCAACCUAAGAACUUUGAGCUGCCCUGCUUAGAUGGCACAAGGCUUCGUCUGACAGCACAGGAAGCUGUUCAGUGCGGGUGCAACAAGUGUUCUGGCUCAGACUACGACGGCAGCGGUGAUGAAAGUGAAGAGCAUAGUGGUGAAGGGAGUGGAUCUGCUUGGGAAGGAAGUGGAUCUGCUUGGGAAGGAAGUGGAGAAAGCAGUGGUCAUCAGCUAUGGUCAAACUUUGAGCACUUUACGGAAUGAUAAAAUAAAGUCUGGAAACAAAUGUGCUGCUUCAUGAUCCCUGUACAAUUGGAAAAUGUAAUUUAUCUAAAAUGAUAUUAUUCCUUCAUGUCUAAUCCACAAUGUAAUCUAGAUAAAUGUUGCAUUUUCUAUUAAAAAAUGAACCUUACAUGGAUCUGAUAACCUCAUGCCCAGAGCUGCCCUGAAAUACAAAGACCCAUUCAUGUUAAAAACUUAGCAGCAAUCUAGGGUUCACUAUGACAAUAAAAAAAUACCUAUUUUAUUGUAUUGGAGUUCUAAGUUAAUAAAUGUAAUUAUAAAAUAGGUAAGUACUUAAGAAAGUGCCCAUUAUGAUUUUACAAUUAUAUCAGUUAUAUUGUACUUUUUCCCCAAGAUCAUGUUCAAUUUAAUUUGAGUUUAUUUAAUCUAACUCAAUUCCCAGCUGAGCUAUUGGCAAGAUCAUUGACCAUAACAAUAAUGUAUAUAAAAGGAGCAAUUUGAAAUUGUAAUGAUCAAUUAAACUGCCGCUGAGGGAUAAUGUCACUUAAUUGAAGGACUUUUUUUUUGGCAGAUGAAACAUGGACCACUGUAUUUGAUAAGAAAUAUCUUGAAAUCAUUUAUUGAUGAGCUAUUGAGUCUUCCUAUCUAUUGAAGUAAUUGGUAAAAUGAAGGAUUUUUGUUUACGAAACCAUUUUUGAUGCAGGUUAUAUGUUGCUGGCACUCCAGAGAAUAUAUUGUUAGAAGGCAAUCACGUAUAUGUAUAUAGACAUCUAGAAAGUAUCUUUAUGUUUUUAGAGCAAUGUUAUAAAAAAAGGAUAUUUUAUGUAUUUAGCUUUGCUUUCUCUCUGUAUGUUUGACUUACCAGAUUUUAGAUUCCUGAAAACUUCAUGAAUAUAAAAUUGCAAGUCAAACAGAUUUGUUAAUUUUGUUGGGAAGUGCAAUUGAACUGCUGGUUGUGCUCUCAUGAAUAAAGAACACAUUUCUUUACAA